AUGAACGAGAACCGUGCAGGCCGUGCCUCUGGCAUCGACACGCCUAUCACUAGGCUACUCCAUGAAGCUGUGCGAGUUGGAUUUCGUUCUACGGCCGACACUGAUCUUGUCAUCCGUUGCUCGAUGCGCGAGAGUCGAGAUUUCCACUGCCACAAAUCCAUCGUCUUGCGUCAGGUUCCCAGCCUUAGUGAUACUUACGGCAUUCACCUUGAUGAGAAUCUAGGUUGCGACAUCAUCACAAUUGAUAGUUGGGACCAUAUUUACGUCCUCCCCAUGCUGCAAUUCAUCUACACGGGAAGCUACAAUUGCCACUGGGCUCUCAUGGGGGAUAUCGGUGGAGUCUUCACUGCCGGCUUCCACAUCGUUGUCUACGGCUUCGCAUCAGCCAUUAACUUCCAAGAGCUGAAGCAGCUUUCGGACGCCAAGUUCACAUUCCAAGUUCACCACCAUCUUUCGCCGGAGGGAUUUCUGUUGGCACCGGGCCUCUGCCUUGCAGGCGUCUACCAUACGUGCGUCGAUCCGGACCGCGGCUUGAAAGACGCGAUUCUGGCAUUCUGCUCGCUCCAUGCGGAGGAACUCAUGGGCAAUCAAUCCUUCUACUGCGAUCGAAGGAUUCCGGAGGAAUUCUGGAAAGAGUUUGCCUGGUAUCUUGCUGGCUGCCCAUAG
Molecule: messenger RNA, 666 nt
Organism: Lasiodiplodia theobromae
Lineage: Eukaryota; Fungi; Ascomycota; Dothideomycetes; Botryosphaeriales; Botryosphaeriaceae
Product: BTB/POZ domain containing protein
Exons: 3
Coding region: 1-666 (221 amino acids)
Source: RefSeq, a predicted model, not a curated record